AGUCACUCGGGGGUGGGGGCAGUAGCGUUACGUUGCUGGCAAUGGUUGUUGAGGGCGAGGCGACUGAUUGCACUUGCUGUCGCUGUAGUUGAGUGUGUUCUAUUAUGCUUUUCGCAAUUUUUGUACUUCAUUAGCUUUCUGUUGAUAGCGGGAUCGGUUUUUUUGGUGGAGUUUGCGUCCAGGAGGGUGUUGAAGUGGAGUGACGGGGGUGGGAGGAGCUUUCGAAGAUUUUUGUUCAAGUUUAGAGACUAUAAGUGGGAGAGGAAGGAAUGGAGAGGACAAGGUCGAUUGCAGGAGAGAUUUGUGAGAGGCGACUGAGUUUAAGGGGAGAGGAAACAGGUAGCUGUUCACGAAUACAACAGAAUAGGAGUUCCUUACAUGGCUGUAGGUGUUGUGAUUUUCCAAUAUGUGGUUAGGACAGCAGUGAAGCAACGGUAGAGGAGGGAUGAGAGAGAAAUUGGCGAGAGCAGUACUGCGCGAUUUGCGACAGCAGGGCCAUGAGCAUGUGGAGCUUCGGCGGGACGGCGUCACUGCGGUGUUUUACUGUGCUUUAUGUGGCACAAGAUGUUAUAACGAUAGCGCUAUUGCGGAUCACUUGAACGGGAAGGGCCAUGCACGCCAUUACGAGUCCGUGCGCGCCGAGGUUAGAGGCUUGAAGAAUAAUACUUCGAAAAGGAGUCUUAGUUACGAGAGCGAGGAACAGAGCUUUGACUUCCUCUCCAGGUGGGAUGGAGAGAAGAAGUCCUCUCUUGCUUCGUCGGAAGAUGGUGGCGUGAAGCUGGAACCGACAUCUUCGUGGAGUGGAUCAGAGAGUAAGGGUGCAGUUGUAGCUUCCACUACUACUUCAACGACGUCCUUGAAGUGGAUUGGCAGUGGUGAGCUUUUCUUGAGGUCGAAGGCCACAGGUUCACCAUUCGUGGAAGCUUCUUGGUUUUCUUGGCAGGGCAUGUACAAGUCCGUGGAGAGGAGCUGGAAUGGCAAAAUCAAUGCGACUAGAAUGGAGUAUGCUCUAGUUGUGUUCCCUUACAGUAACGGAAUUGGUAGAGGUGGUGACUGGUCGUCGUUAAGCCUUCCAGGAACGAAAGCCAUUCUGACCUCAGAGAAUAAGGGCCUGCGCAAUGGACGCAAACCAGGUGUCAAAGUUCCAGGAGCGACGAUGAGGCUUUCAGCUCAAGUUUCUCGAGAAUUUUUUGUUAGCACAGAGACUUCUCUUACACCUCGUCCCAAAGCACCACUAUCACCAUUGACAUUAACAAUGAGAACUGAGCCCUCAAAAUUGGUGUCCGGCGAAGUGCUUGAAAUUGAUGGUGAACCUGUCGAGAAAGGGUUCGAGAAGGAAGGUCCUGUCACGUUUCAAAAAAUAUGGAAGCGGAAGCAAGCCAAGAACCCAGAUAGAAUUUGUUUUAUUUGUCACCAGAGGUUGCCUCCAAGUCAAGAUGUCGCUGCUCUGGUGAACGUGAAGUCGGGGCAGAUGAUUUGUGGAAGUCGUAACAGGAGAGGGAACUUGCAGGUUUUCCAUGUCUUUCACAGUGCCUGCUUGAUAGAGUGGGUAGCUUUCUGCGAAGCAAAAACUUGGAAUGCGUCUUUGACCAUGAGUCGCAAGCUGAAGCGUCGAAAAACUGUGCAUCUGAAUGUUCAGCGUCCCGCAUAUGGCGUUGAUGGUGGGCAAGAUUGGUGCGGAACCGAGACUGAGUUCACAUCUGAGACAAGCAUCUUUUGUCCUGAAUGUCAAGGUACAGGUAUAAAAUUGGAAGGUUCACACCUUGAACGUCCACGCUUUCGAUUAAAUCAGCUUUACGAAUGGGUUAUGGAGCUCAUAGAGAGUAGAAAAGCUUAUAUGGAUGAGCAAGGGAAUCCGUUGGGACUACUAUUUGUGAAACAAGACAAGUCUAAACCUCAGGUCUUUCAUCUAUGGUGUUGUUCAGUCACAAGGCUUCAUUCAUUGCUAUUCCGCUGGAGGGUCUCGAGACUUUAUGAUGAACUUUAUGAGCAGGGAGGGUGCAUCGUGCAAGUAAAAUCAUCCAUACUUUCGUUUACUCAGUAGCAGCGAAUGAAGGAUUCUGAGAUCUUCUCAUCCACCGCACUGUCUGCAAAGGUUUUACUUCAACGAGUUUCCUCUCCACAGGUAUGGAAUUCACAGUCGCCUGACUUUGGUGCAGGUAUAUUACAAUUUCUGAGAGAUUGUCACUUACUAUAUCCUGCGACCGAAUGAAAGGCCAAACUAUUUCAGCAUGGCUUUUCGGAGUGAUUUCAUCACAUUUUAUACAUGGUUGACACUCUCAAGGAGCGUGAGACUGAGCUUAGUGUUCAAGUGUCUUGAAAGAGCUUCUGUUGUCAGGGUCGAAAAGGUGAAUCAGAUGCUAGCAUGACUCAUCCUGUUCCAUGAAGAUUGCACUAUUAUAGAGUUUCACAUGCAGUUCUUUCUUUAAUGGAAUUGUUCAAAAUGCUUCAACCAAAAAAUCAAUCUAAGUAGUGCGAGAAUUGCCGUUAUCUGUUAACAAGAUCCUUGAAUGUGAAGCUGGAGGAAAAGUGUGACAGAAUACUCACUUUGAUUUAUGAUCACAAUGAUUGUGCAGAUUGAUGAAGCAUAAAUAUUCCCAAUUCACAUCUUUAGUGGUGGAAUUGCAAUUUGUACUCGAAUACUCUGUUCGAUGUUCUACACUCCACAUGUUGGGGUGUGCUUAAUGUCAUACCGACUGUAAACAAAUGCUUCAAACCAUGAGAGAUGAUGGACCUGGGUAUACGCGUUCUUUUUGUUUCUCUUUCAGCACGCUAAAAUGCUAAAUCUUGUGUUGAAUAUGUCAACUGACUGCAAGUAUUACUGUGAUAUUUUUUGGCAACAUUACUGCAUACCAUGCCUCAGCAAUAUCAAAAUCUCUUUAUUAA
Molecule: messenger RNA, 2886 nt
Organism: Physcomitrium patens
Lineage: Eukaryota; Viridiplantae; Streptophyta; Bryopsida; Funariales; Funariaceae
Source: RefSeq, a predicted model, not a curated record